CCCCUCAGAGGCUCGGUGCAGAGCAGGGCCCGGGUUCUGCCUCUGCACGGCCGCUGGCCCUCACGCAGGUGAGCCGCAGCGACGGGACAGCGCUCCGCUCCCCCGCCGGGCACCUCCUUCCCUCGGCACAGAGCUUCUAUCCUUUCCUCCGCAGGCUCCUCCCGGAGAAAGCCGGAUUCCCCGUCGAGUCGCCGCCAUGGCCUCCGUCCCGUCCGCCGGCUGCCUCCUGGCCAAGAAUCAGUACUACAGGACAAGACUGAACUCGGAAUCCAGCGUUUCUUCCAGCUCCUCCUGCUGUUUGGAUGCUGUGAACAUCACAGACCAGGACAAAGCAUUGCAUGGGUUACCAGAGUUAAUUGAUAAACAUUGGUGGAUAAAAAACUUCUUCCACAGUGAACCCUCUCCACCCACUGUUGGCAGAAAAACACUCUCAGCAAGCAGUACCAACAGUUGAAAAGGACAGCAUGAUGGCUUUUCUGACUGAGAUGCUACAUACAGACUUGUUUUUCCAAGAGGCUUGGGAUCUUCCUAAUGUCUGGGUUCAGCUGCAAGAGGAAAACAAAACCUUUAGGAGAGUGGAAAAGUGUAUUUUCAAAAUAUUUUUUCAGUAGCUAAAAUGAUAUUGCUUAAUGUAUGUAUCCAUGGCCUACUGUGUUCUUUCCAGAUUUGCCAUAAUUUGUGAUGUCUCUCUAAUGAAAGUUUCCAGGAAUAAACAUCCUGAGGACUCAAAUAAUUAGAGAAAAGUGACAGAAAAAAUAAGACAUCAUAGAUUUAGGAGGAAGAUGUGUAUUGAAUGACUUUGCAAUAGGUGAUUCAGUUAAGUUGCCUUUAAGAUACCAGCUCUAUAGGCAGUCACACUGAUGUAAGCAAGAUUAAGAUCUAUAAUUCAGAGUAGGACUGCUGUGUGGCACAUGUCUUUUAUCCAGUAUUUGUGUACCAGUUACAGGGUUUAAGUUUACAAGAAUGCUUGUCAAAGCUUUGCUUUCAGAAAGCCCAGUUAUAUGAACAAGCAAUAAUCAGUUUGGUUUCUUUGAUCAAGCGGAGUGCAUAGAUCCCAACUUCAAAUACCCAGGUACCACUUUCAUUCCUACCUAUGUAUGUAUGCUGGUAUUUGAGGACAGAAUAGAGGAGAGGAACAAGAAACCAGUAAUCCUAAUAGAAACUGACCUUUUCCAAGGAUAGGAACAACCAUAAUCAGAGUUGAUACUUCUAGUUUGUUUUAGAUUUCUUCUGCCUCCUUUGUUGUGGCUUAAAGACCUACUUGUUCCUAAGUGGCAAAUUCUAUCAAUAUUCUGCUCUCUGCCAGAUUAGUUAUGAGGGCUAGAUCUGGAACAGGAUUCCACUCAAAGUAAUCACGUUAUUGUUGUUAUCCAAUGUACUUUUGUCAUGCUCUUGAAAGGCACUAUAACGCUGCAUUGCUGAAGACUAAAUGAAGCUAAUUAGUAUAACAAUUGUUCAUUCUACUGGGCAUGACUGAAACACAUCGAGGACUAUGGGAAAUAAGUAUUUGGCUGGAUUAUAACAUUUGUGACUAGUAUCUAUGCAGCUUUUUGAUGUACUGUCAUUAAACCUGCUGGAUAUUUGUCCAUCACUGGAUGAACUAACA
Messenger RNA from Zonotrichia albicollis (white-throated sparrow), 1606 nucleotides. Lineage: Eukaryota; Metazoa; Chordata; Aves; Passeriformes; Passerellidae. The record is from RefSeq and is a predicted model, not a curated record.